GUCCAGUACGCAAUGAGUACUCUAGAGCCUCUUUUAAUACAAAUAGUUCUGCUGCUGCUGUUUUCCGAACUCGGAAUGGGUUUGGUGACCGAUGCGCAGUGGGCCCAGUACAAGGCGAAGUACCGAAAGCACUACAAGUCGGACGACAACUAUCACCGGGCGAUAUUCAACAGCAGGGUACAGCUGGUGGCCAAUCACAACAGGCUCUAUUCCCAGGGCAAGGUGGGAUUCCGGAUGGGCCUGAGCGAGUUCUCCGACACCGACCAGGGUUUGCUCUUCAGAUACCGCACGGCGGUGCCACCGCCCCAAGAACCGAGUGUGGGAUUCGUGGCAAAACCCCCCGGAUACAGGCACUACAGUCAGAUUUCUGGAGGUAUAGACUGGCGGCAGUACGGGCUCAUAUCGGCAGUCGAGAACCAGGGCACCGACUGCCUCAGCUGCUGGGCCUUCUCCGCCUCGGGAGUCCUGGAGGCGCAUCUGGCGAGGAAGAACUCCCGCCUGGUGCCGCUGUCGCCCAAGCACUUGGUGGACUGCGUUCCCUAUCCCAGCAACGGCUGCCUUGGCGGCUGGGUCAGCGUGGCCUUCAACUACACGAGGGAUCACGGUAUUGCCACCAAGGCAUCCUAUCCCUAUGAGCCCAAGCAGCGGGACUGCCGCUGGAAGCCCCAGUGCAGUGCGGGCACCUUGCGCGGCUACGUCACCCUGAAGAACUACGAUGAGCGGGAACUGGCCGAGGUGGUCUACAACAUCGGACCCGUGGCCGUGUCCAUUGACCACCUGCACGAGGAGUUCAACCAGUACUCCGGUGGCGUCUUGAGGGUUCCGAGCUGCAAGUCGGACAAGGCCAGCCUGACGCACUCCGUUCUCGUGGUGGGCUUUGGCACCGAUGCCACCUGGGGCGACUACUGGCUGCUCAAGAACUCCUACGGGACGGAAUGGGGCGAGGGCGGAUACUUUAGGCUGGCCAGAAACGCCAACAACAUGUGUGGAGUGGCCUCCCUGCCACAAUAUCCGCUGGUAUAAAUAAAUUGUGGGAUUGGUGGCAUGGCCCUAGGUGUAUAUGGUUUUAUUAUAAUAGAAUAUAGUAUGUAGUAUGAUAAUAAUCAUAAUCAUCAUCUGGUUGCAAAAUAAUGGAUUACGAAUGCUUUUAUUGUCCUGAUAAGUUCAUAAUCCUAAGCAAAUAAACUUAUGUUUAAUUAUAACAUAGUAUACAGGUCUCUAAAAAUCAGAUAUUAUAACAAACUGCUAUUUCCAAUAGGUUAUUGUUUGUUUGAAGCCGUGUAAGAAACGCCCAUUGCAAUUAUUUGUCACAAUCCCAGUCAAAGGCAAAUCGUUCUUAGAAUUAAUAUUUACCAAUUUUCGAACCCUAACAAGACCUUAUAAAAUGCUAUACCUAACCAGGACCUCGGGCUUAGCUGGCAAAUAAACUUCGGUACUGCAAAAAAUAACAUCAUUUUCCCCGGCAGCAAAUGAGUCAUUCGAAGGUCCGCUUUAAAGUAAAGCCCCUGCCGUGGCAAUAUGUAAAUCCCCAUUUAAUUUGGCCAUCGAUUUCG
Messenger RNA from Drosophila biarmipes, 1553 nucleotides. Its product is annotated as procathepsin L-like. Gene Ontology annotation, cellular component: lysosome. Lineage: Eukaryota; Metazoa; Arthropoda; Insecta; Diptera; Drosophilidae. Gene Ontology annotation, biological process: immune response. Gene Ontology annotation, molecular function: cysteine-type endopeptidase activity. The record is from RefSeq and is a predicted model, not a curated record. The coding region runs from base 13 to 1023 and encodes 336 amino acids. The transcript has a single exon.